This is a messenger RNA of Pyrus x bretschneideri (Chinese white pear), 2882 nucleotides long. Its product is annotated as probable serine/threonine-protein kinase WNK9. The record is from RefSeq and is a predicted model, not a curated record. Lineage: Eukaryota; Viridiplantae; Streptophyta; Magnoliopsida; Rosales; Rosaceae. Gene Ontology annotation, biological process: protein phosphorylation; intracellular signal transduction. The transcript is spliced from 7 exons. Bases 435 to 2648 code for a protein of 737 amino acids. Gene Ontology annotation, cellular component: cytoplasm. Gene Ontology annotation, molecular function: protein serine/threonine kinase activity; ATP binding.
AAUGUUUUAACUGCAGCUCGUGAAGAGAUAGAGAAGGACAGGAAGGUGAAAGGGAGAUGGGUUUUCUUUGUUUUGUCAGGUUCUGUGGUUUUGGGGCCUGUUGUUUCUGAGUAGUUGUUUGUUGUAGUUGGCAAUUAUCUUUGUCCUCCUCCUGAUGGACUCUCCAAGGAUCUCUGCUUUCCUCUUCUUCCCUCCACAAUAAACAACCACCAUUCUAUUUCUUCCCUCCAUUUUAUUAUUAAUAUUCAUUACCAUAUCAGCCUCCAUUAGCAUUGGAUGAUUCAUCUCUCUCUCUCUCUCUCUCUCUCUCUCUCUCUCUCUCUCUUUCUCUCUCUACCUGUGACUCUGUAUUGAUUGAGAUAACAAGAUUUGAUAUAUAUGGUGAGAAGAAACAGUUUAACAUAGAGAAAGUAAUAGGUUAAAAUAAAAAAGGAAUGAAUGGUGGUACUGCUUCUGAAGAAGAAUUCUCUGAGUUUGUAGAGGUUGAUCCUACUGGAAGAUAUGGAAGAUACAAUGAAGUUCUUGGCAAAGGAGCUUCAAAAACAGUAUAUAGGGCCUUUGAUGAGUAUGAAGGGAUUGAAGUGGCAUGGAAUCAGGUGAAGCUUUAUGAUUUUCUGAGAAACCCUGAGGAUCUCGAGAGGCUAUACCGCGAAAUUCAUCUACUCAAGACCUUGAAACACAACAAUAUCAUGAAGUUUUACUCCUCUUGGGUUGAUAGUACCAACAGAAAUAUCAACUUUGUUACUGAGAUGUUUACUUCUGGUACUCUCAGGCAGUAUAGGCUAAAACACAAGAGAGUUAAUAUCAGGGCAGUGAAGCAUUGGUGCAGGCAGAUUUUGAAAGGGCUUCUCUAUCUUCACAGCCAUGACCCUCCUGUGAUCCACAGAGAUCUCAAGUGUGACAACAUUUUCAUCAAUGGAAACCAAGGUGAGGUCAAGAUUGGUGAUCUUGGCCUCGCUGCUGUCCUCCGUAAAUCCCACGCUGAUCGUUGUGUUGGAACACCGGAGUUCAUGGCUCCAGAGGUUUACGAAGAGGAAUACAAUGAGUUGGUUGACAUUUAUUCUUUUGGGAUGUGCAUCUUGGAGAUGGUUACCUUUGAAUAUCCAUAUAGCGAAUGCACUCAUCCUGCUCAAAUCUAUAAGAAAGUUAUCAAUGGGAAAAGGCCAGAAGCCCUGUUCAAGGUGAAGGAUCCUGAGGUGCGGCGUUUUGUUGAGAAAUGCUUAGUGACCGUCUCUCAUAGGCUUUCUGCUAGGGAGCUUUUGAGAGACCCUUUUCUCCAGGUUGAUGACUACGGAUACGAUUUAAGGCCAAUAGAGUAUCAAAGAGAUAUGUAUGAAAUAGGGCCUCUCUUAAGACAACCUCACUCUUCACUUCAUCAAAGUAACAGCUCUUUGAGCAACGGGCAUGGCAAUUAUCUUGGUUACGAAACAGAAAAUGAUUUGGACUACAAUCCGAUUGAUUAUGGAUUGAGCGAAAUUGAUCUCUUCGCUUGUCAAGAGGAUGAGCAUUUGGGAGAUGUUGACCUCACAAUCAAGGGGAGGCGGAAAGAAGACGAUGGCAUCUUUUUAAGGCUCAGAAUUGCAGAUAAAGAAGGCCGCAUCCGAAACAUCUAUUUCCCUUUUGAUACUGAGAAUGACACGGCAUUGAGUGUUGCCAGAGAGAUGGUUUCUGAGCUUGAUAUCACAGACCAAGAUGUUACAAAAAUAGCAGAGAUGAUUGAUGGUGAAAUUACUACCUUGGUACCGGAGUGGAUUAAGGGAUGUGGCAUAGAAGAAAUUCCCCAUUGCAAUAAUGCAAGUUUUUGUCAAAAUUGUGCUUCGUAUGGUUCCAUUUUGGAUUAUGCAUCACCAGAUAUUCCAGGCGUCAAGCACCUCCAAGUUCUUCAGUGCUCAAAACACGGAUCAGCUGCUGUCCAUGGACGUUUCGAAGAGAUUACAUACCAAGUUGAAGGCGCAGAGCAUAGUCUUACAGGUGCACCUAGAACAUCAAACCAUUCUGAUGGCUUGCACUAUGCUGAUAUCUGGGCUCAAAGAGAAGGACCGGAAUUAAGCUCACAAGGUUCAGGAGAUUCCAGUGAUAUCCAAUGCAACGAAAAUCAUGAAGCAUUGGAUGUAACAAACUUUGGUAAGGAAGAGAGAAUUAUAAUGAUGGACAACCAGAGCGAUUCGAAAGCAAGAAAAUCUUUCUCAGAGAAACUUUCAGCCAGUUCUGAUCGGUUAGAUGAUUAUGAGAACGAGCUUCGUCAAGAACUACGAUGGCUCAAAGCAACGUAUCAAAUGCAGUUGAGGGAGAUUAGGGACCAACAGCUUGGAGCUAGACCGAAAGCUUCAAGCCUAAGUCCAAAUUCAAAUCACUCAGGGAACAGGGAAACAAAUGGAGUUUCAAUGUCCUCGGCUUCGUCCCAGCGGACGAAAGAAAACAAAAAACCUUCCUUGAAAUCGUUUUCCUCGGGGAAGCAUUUCACAUAUUCUCCGGUGGAUGCUGAAAAGAAACAUUUGGCAAGCCCUGGUGUCCAAAAUCACGAGGCAUUUGAUGGGGCUUACAGUCCUGAACAAAUCAUCACUGCAAAGAGUUUCUACAUUGGUGCAUUGCUUCCACACUCCCUUCACCGGGCAACUUCUCUACCGGUCGAUGCUAUAGAUGUUUAAGGGCCUGCCAACUUCUCUAUUUCUGUCACCAGGUUUACACCACACCCUCAAAUAAUACUAGCAGCUGCCUCUUUUCACCGAUACGAAAAACGAAUGUGAUGGAUAUUACUUGUACAACAGUACAAGCAGAGAUGUAAUUUACAGCUUGUAGGUUUUGAAACAAUUCCAGGUAAAACAAUUGAAUCAAUGAACAUUACCCACUAACAUGAAAGUAACAAGGCUUGAUUACAUGAA